Messenger RNA from Talaromyces stipitatus ATCC 10500, 801 nucleotides. RefSeq lists its product as uncharacterized. Bases 280 to 660 code for a protein of 126 amino acids. The transcript has 2 exons. The record is from RefSeq and is a predicted model, not a curated record. NCBI's taxonomy places the organism in Eukaryota, Fungi, Ascomycota, Eurotiomycetes, Eurotiales, Trichocomaceae.
AACUUCUUUUCUUCUGAACCGAUCUGGACGUAUAACCAACUGCCACACGAUUGAUCAAUUCCUUUCUGUUCAGGAACGUCUUCAUCAUCCAAUCAAGAAUUUCCUACUACCUUGGUACCUUUUUCCUAGACGACGUCACUGGAAGUCAUUUGCUGUUGAUUAUUUAUAUUUACAUGUGAAGUGUCGACGAAUCCCUUAGGGAGUUUUCUGAAGAUUCAAUUGAUUUCUUUCUACAAACUCGUUCCGUUGCUAUUAGACGCAGAAAACAGACCAGAUACAAUGGCAACAGAAGACAAAGAAGAUCUCCUAGACUUCAACGCUAAGAAGAUGGACGAUCAAAUGGGUGAAUUACUCGAUUCCUUCGAAUCCCACCCCCUAAUGCAACCCCCAGACACCCAUCCAACCCUCUUCUUCAUCUUCGACUUCAUCCGCAACACCCGCAAAGAAUUGAGGUCAAUCGACAUCAACAAACUCCGCGAAGGGGACUCGGAAACCAAAAAACAAGUCGUCGAUGUCAUGGGCCGAAACGGGUUUGCGAAUGCAUUGAUCAAUGAUUCGACGGGGAGAUUGGCCGUGUUGACUGGUGGGGAUCCUGGGAAUCCGGUGGGUUUUGGGAGUGAGAUUAAGGAAGGGAUUGCUAGGUUGGUGGGAAGGGAUUGAGAGUCUUAGGUCUGCCCAAUCUGGGAUAUGAGGGAGGUUUAUGAAUUAUGAAUUAUGGUAAUGGUAUGCUAUGACGAGGAGGAUGUACGAUGGAUGGGUUGAUUAGCACGUUUGGAUAUUCUGCGAUUUGUCACUCUUUUA